AUGAAUGCCUGAAAAUUUUCAUGUGGACAACAGAAAUGGAUGAUAUAUAUUAAAGAGUGGGAUGACAUGCAAACUCUGAAAUCAAAACAAAACAAAACAAAACCUCCCCCAAACAGAACUCUUCCACACUUUCACUCUAAUUAAAAGCAAUUCAGUUAGUUAUAUUCUGGUAUUCCAAAUGGAUCCCUGUCCGUACGUGAGACUCACCGUGGACUCUCUCGCACUCAAGCUUCCCUCCUUCACCAGACGCUCGCCGCUUUCCGGUGGCGUUCACCCUUCAACCACGCCAUGCUUCUGCAAGAUCCACAUCAACAACUUCCCUUCACACACCGCCCUCCUCCCUCUCCUCACCUCCGACGACUCCUCUCUUUCCAACUCCUCCGCCGCCUUCCACCUCGACUCCGCCGCUAUCCGCCGAUUCUCCGCCAGGCCUCUCACCCUCCGCCUCUCCGUCUACGCCGGCAGCAUCGCCGCCACCUGCUGCUGCGGCUUCUCUGCCGGCGCCAGGCUCCUCGGCCGCCUCCGCAUCACCGUUCCGCUCUCUUCGCCGUCGCGCUCCGCCACUUACCACAGCGGGUGGUUGAGCCUCGGAAAGAAGAAUAAGAAGAGAAAGAAGGAGAAGAAAGAGAGUAGUACUGAAGGAGGUGAAGCGGGUUUGGAGGAGGAAUGCUCGCCUCGGGUUCACAUGGUGGUUCGCUCCGAACCGGAUCCACGGUUCGUUUUUCAGUUCGGUGGCGAACCGGAGUGCAGCCCAGUGGUUUUCUUGGUUCAAGAGAAUAACAUCAGGCAGCCAGUGUUUAGCUGCAAGUUCAGCGCGGAUCGCAACUCCAGAACUCGGUCAACUCCCUCAGAUUUCACGAAGCAACGAAGCAGAUGGGAGAGAACCUUCUCAAGUGUGAGGGAGCGCCAAGGGAGGGAGAGAAAGGGUUGGAUUAUAAUGAUCCACGACCUCUCCGGCUCUCCGGUGGCGGCGGCCUCCAUGAUCACCCCAUUCGUCCCAUCCCCCGGUUCGGAUAGAGUGUCGAGAUCAAACCCAGGUGCAUGGCUCAUUCUCCGCCCCAGCCAUAACGGGGCGACCCCAAUAAGCAGCUGGAAGCCAUGGGGCCGCCUCGAGGCAUGGCGAGAACGAGGCCCUGUAGACGGCCUAGGCUACAAAUUUGAGCUGGUGACAGAAAGCAACGGGAUCCCCAUUGCUGAGUCUACAAUGAGCACAAAAAAAGGAGGCGAAUUUUGCAUUGACUACAGAGUGAUGAAGGAUAAGGGGGUGUUGUAUGUUCCACAUUAUGGAAAAGGGUUUGUGAUGGGGUCAAGUGUGGAAGGUGAAGGUAAAGUUAGCAAGCCCGUUGUGCAAAUUGGUGCACAGCACGUGACUUGCAUGGCUGAUGCCGCUUUGUUCAUUGCACUCUCUGCUGCCAUUGAUCUUAGCAUGGAUGCAUGCAAGCUCUUCUCACAUAAGCUCAGGAAGGAGCUUUGUCAUGAACAACAUAAUCUCUCCCUCUCAUAGCUUCAUCAAUCGUUAUACUACAUUAUUGUUUCUUCUAUGCAAUUUUCAUCUUAUAAUUUACAUAUGUUUCUUAUACAUAAAUAUGCUGCAGUGAUAGCCAUUU
Arachis duranensis is the source of this 1607-nucleotide messenger RNA. RefSeq lists its product as uncharacterized. Lineage: Eukaryota; Viridiplantae; Streptophyta; Magnoliopsida; Fabales; Fabaceae. The record is from RefSeq and is a predicted model, not a curated record. The transcript is spliced from 2 exons. Bases 179 to 1504 code for a protein of 441 amino acids.